GGCGAGGUUUCGCUAAGUCAGACGUUUUCAAGAAGUCCGACUAAGCAAGAGCUUCGCUUCACAGGACAUUGGCUAAGUCGCACACACUUCUUCCAUUCCCCUCUAGGGAUACGAUUUAACGACAGUCCAUUAGCCAGCAUACUUUUUCUUACCACUGGGAAAUCAGAUUAUAAGGUUGGUCGCAAACGUUUUUUCUGCUCUAAAUCAGAAUAUUGUCCGCGAUUUUUGAUUGGUAACUUAUAUUGUUUUUCAGUCACGUGAUCAUUAUCGGGAAGUCCUUAGUUAUCCUUAGUUCACACACCGGAACAGAUAUAAAUAUAAUCGUACUAUUUAAGAAGGUAAGAUGUGACCACGCUGGCUUUGUGCUUAUUGUUGAUUCUAAUUCGGGAUUUGUUCUAAGAAAUGAUUUUGUGUUAAUUGGUGGAUUUGAAUUUUAGGGAUUUGCUCUGACACAUUCGUUUGCGUCUAAGCUUUCGUACGAGAAAAACUAAAUUUUGAUAACCUCGAAGAAGCUUAGUUAACUAGAUCAGCUCUCUACAAACCGGACACUAUUCUCCAAUCAUGUGGUAACAUUUUAUUUGAAAUUUGCCAACUUAAAGCAAACAUUAAGCAGAAUAUAGGGGAUUACUUCAGAAAAAUCUGGGGCCGGGGCAUCGAGAAGCAUUGGUCAACAUUCCCCGUUUUAUUCAUCCGGUGUCGAACGGAAUGCUGUGUGCAUUGAUAAUGGCGGAUUUGCACGUGAAAACUGCUAAAUGUUUUUUACAAUGAGUCCUACGCUGGAAAUAGUAAGAAGAAGUUCAAGCUGUUUAACUAAGACAAACGAAUGGAGUAAGACGGUUUUGUUGGAACUUAAGGAGCUGUUAUGUGGAAACAAAUUGAAACAGUUCUCUGGUGUUUGCCUGUUGCAUGUUGUAUUGGAGAAAUGUGACUCUGAUGUGUUUGAAGAGAACGCCACAACAUGGAUACGCUUCAUGCUGCAAAUCGCAAAUACUGUCCCUUCUGAAAAUAUUUUAAGCCUUUGUUUAAAUAAUCUUCAGCAAAUGAUCACAAAGUCUGUUCGUUAUGAUAAACUAAAUAGAGAUGUUGGUACAAAAGGGAUAGACACACUUUUGUCUUUUCUUAUUGGACCAACUAUUUCACCAUUGCCAUCAACAUAUAAACUGAUCGAAUCAUGCAUCACUAAUUAUGGACACGUGUGUGGACGUUUUCGUUCAGGAUUUGAAAAACUGCUUCUUGUUGGCAUUGAUCAUCACGAUAAGCACAUCAGAUCUGCAGCCGGUCAGUGUUUUCCUUCUCUCGCACUUUGUGGUUCAAGUGGAGAGAAAAGGCAAAAGCAGAUAGAUAGUUUUCACUUGUUAUUAAAACGUGUCAUGAAAACAGCACACCAUUGUCUGGAUGUUAUCGUUGUUGAAGUAACCAGCUGUGACACAAAGAAAAACGAAGAAUCUGGAGGAAUUGACAUUUUACAGUUUGAAACAGCUAUGGAGUCUGUUGACUGCAAAUUAACUACCUAUUGUAAUCGACUGACAAAUUUAUUUGCUGUUAUCCGGCAUUUUCUUUCUCGAUCAUAUCCGUUUGUUGUUGAAAUUCCGAUUUCUUUGCUAAUGCAGUUGCUAUGCGAUGUGUCAAAUUUACCACAUUUGGAACUUCGGAGUAUUUAUCAAACCGACUUAGCAAUGAAAAUGUAUAUUUCGAAAUUGUUGAACGGAGUGUUAUCAUGUUUAACGGUGUGCAUAAGGCAACUUCCAAGUCUUUUGCUACCAUAUUACCCAGUUAUUUCCAAAAUGGUUGCUGUAGCUACGUCAUUUCGGGAGCUAAGCGAUCGCAAUGAAGUUUACACCUGUAUGUAUAAUAUAAUCGAGCAUUGGAAAGCUUUGCCAGAUAAUGCAACUCUUUUAGAUGAAAUAAUUCAACCUGUCCUUCAAGAUGUUAGUAUAAUUACUGAAAAAGAGAAACAUGUUAUUGUUGAAGCUGAUUUGAACAAAAAAAAGAAAAAGAAGUUGGGUCAAAAACUCAGUCAAGACAUUGCCAAUAAAAACAGAACUUCGACGAUUGAAAAUUUCAAGGCAAUUAACUCUGCCAAUGGGUUGAAGUUAUUGCAUAGAAUCGUAAGGAAUUGUGGACCUGUGAUACCUGCUAAUACUUUGAAGAAAAUCGUUGCAUGUCUGGUCAGGACUUCAACAACACUUCUAGCUGCAGAUGCACUAUCGAAAAUCCCGUACAAUUGUAAAGAAAAUGUAAUUUUACUGUUCAAAGUUGUCUAUUCUAUUUUGGCUUUGUAUCAUCACUCAGUGCCAGUGCCCACUUCAGUAUUGUUGUCACUGUUCGAGCAGGGUGCUAAAUAUGGAAACCAGGACGUUUCGACGUACUGUCAAAGCUGCUUGUAUGAUUGCGAUCGGUUUCUACAUGGUGCUCAACCUUGUUUGCGUGAUUAUUCUGAAUACAGUGUUGAUGCUGAAAAUGAAAACAACGAGGUAUCGCACGUAAGUUCUUCACCGGACCCUUUCUGCGCAACUAUACAAGCCGUUACUCAAAAUUCAACACAAAACUCAAAGGAGGCUACAAAAAACUUAAACGAGGUUACGCAAAACUCAAAUGAGGCUAUACAAAACUCAAACGACGCUACAAAAAACUCAAACAAGGCUACACACGAAUCGUCUACUACUAAGAAAACAAUCGCAACAGAAGCAACGACUCCGCAAAAAUUUGCUUUAAUGGAAACACUGCCCGAAUGUGUUAGGAAGAAUACCACAAGUCACGUGGUUGAAAUUCAGCCAGUAAUAAAAGAUCUUUCUCAUCGUGUGUGUAAAUCAGCUGACCAUGUUAUUCGGGAAAAACAAACUCCGGACCUGCCAAGGAGACCAAGUUCAGAACCAGCCGUGACGUGUUCAGGGAAAGUUCUGUGUUCCCCAAACAACAAAAGAAACGACGGAACAAACGAUGACGCAGCGGUUGUGAUAAGCAGUGGAGAAGAAGAGGAUAGAACUGAAGAUCUUGAAAUGAUCAGUUCGCGAAAACGUGGUAGAAAAUCAAACACAGAGACAAUUGGCGAUGACGUUGAUUUGACAGUGUCUAAACGCAAAAAAGUUUAUUCACCUUCUAAGGAAAACAAUAAUGAUAUUCAAAAAGAGCAUGAUGGUGCUGUCGAACAUGAAGUCGAGGCUAUAUUACGUACUUUUUGUGAAAUAGAGGCUGAUUAAACUUUAAAAUAUCUUUUAAGCAUAUAUUUUACUAUAUUCUACCAAAUAUAAAAGUAUAUUUAUCCAUAUAUUAAUAAAUGGCUACGGGUGAUUGAUUUUAGCGUUUUUGUGAAUCAUAUUGUUUUCUUAUUGUUUGAUAUGCUUUAAUUCUCAAAAAUUUUAAGUUCCUUUUA
This is a messenger RNA of Hydractinia symbiolongicarpus, 3373 nucleotides long. Its product is annotated as proline-, glutamic acid- and leucine-rich protein 1-like. The transcript is spliced from 4 exons. Lineage: Eukaryota; Metazoa; Cnidaria; Hydrozoa; Anthoathecata; Hydractiniidae. Bases 753 to 3200 code for a protein of 815 amino acids. Gene Ontology annotation, biological process: rRNA processing. The record is from RefSeq and is a predicted model, not a curated record. Gene Ontology annotation, cellular component: nucleus.